Messenger RNA from Plasmodium gonderi, 666 nucleotides. RefSeq names its product variable surface protein. The record is from RefSeq and is a predicted model, not a curated record. The coding region runs from base 1 to 666 and encodes 221 amino acids. The transcript is spliced from 3 exons. NCBI's taxonomy places the organism in Eukaryota, Apicomplexa, Aconoidasida, Haemosporida, Plasmodiidae.
AUGACAGGACCGGACCAAUUAAAGGAGCAAUAUUUUAAGAAGUUUGAUAAAGGUAAUUCUAAUAACAAAGGCGAUGUUCGAGAAGUGUUGUUACAUUUUAAACCUCCUAAUCAAGAGUUAACAAACUUGGGAAAGAUUCUUGCACAAAAUUUCAUGGAAACAUAUUUUGAGUGUAAUAUUAGAGAAAAUGGAACAGCCUUCACAUAUUUAAAUGAUUGGGUAAACAUGAAAAAGGAUAUUUAUACAUAUAGUGGAAGAGAUUGCUCUAAAAAUGAAUUAUGGAAUAAAUUUAUGGAAGAUUUAUGGAAAAAGUUAAUACAAUCACGAGAAAAUUGUACAUACUGUGCUAGAUCAACUACAAAUUAUAUAUGUAGUGAUAAUUCUGGAUCUUAUAAAUCUGAUAAAUAUGCAUAUACGAAUUUUUCAAAAUCGCCUGGAAGUAGAAUAUUUUUCCCCAUUUUUGGAACAUUUUCCAUUAUAUUUUGUUUUAUAUAUAAAUUUACUACUUUUGGUACAUGGUUUAAUGGUGAGGUAAAAAAAUUCUGGAAAUUAAAGAAAUAUAACUAUAAAGAAAAUAUUGACAAAUUAUUACGAAGUAAAGAAAAUUAUAUAGAUUAUACAGAUAACAGAAUGAAUAGAUUAUUUAACAGUUAUAUAGAAAAAUAA